CAAAGGCAAAAGAAGACAUUAGAAGAGAAAAGAAGUCCAGCGUGCAGCUGGAGGAAUGAAAGCUACAGUAGCGUAGGCAGGUCCGUGUGCAUCGCUGGAAGAUGCAUGCAUUCGCAUGAAUAAUGCAACGAGCAGAUACAAUGUGGCACGCGAAUCCCGAGGCAUACAAAUGCGAGCGCCUGCAGCGGCGGCAACCGGAUGUGCCAGCCUGCGAGCGCCGAGCGCCGAGCGCCAGGCGAGUUGCGAUAAGAGAGAAAGAGCGAUAGAAGGAAUAAAAGGAGCGGGGCACCGUUACUCUGGAGGGACAUCCUUCGAUUUCGUGAGAGAAGCGUCAGUACUGGCACAGCCAUUUGAAUCAGUUUGACGCGUGCCUCCAUCUUCCUCUUGCUAGUCUUCGACUGACUGCUCAUCAUGACAGGACGACGAGGAUUCCUCGUUCUAAUCAUCACCGCCUUGGCUACUUGCGUUUUCGCUAAAAUCGUCGAUUCCUCGUCGAAAUCGGAUGGACAGCUAGACCUUCUCCGUGAUAAACGAGCAGUGCCAGCCCAAGUGGGUCAAGCGAGUUCGCAAAAGUUCCAAGCGUGCAUAGCCCCAGGCAACAAACCGGGCCAUUGCAAGCACCUGUCCAGCUGCGGAGACGAGACGUAUCGCCAGAACUUUCCUCGUAUGCUGGACUACGUAUGCGUGAUCGACCAGCAAUUCGUCGGAGUCUGCUGUGCCGACGACGCACCCGACAAUACUCUGGUUGACGUGCCUCCUGCCGGGGGUUUAGCUGGCUCACUUCCCGCCGUUGCGACCGAGGGACCGGAUGUGAUAACGAUGACGGGUCAGGACACCGACGACCGGAUGGUCAGACGCUCGCGGGGAUGUGGCAUCAGCGCGCAAGAUCAGAACCGCGUGAUCGGUGGCAAACCCACGAGAACGCGCGGAUGGCCUUGGGUGGCCGCCCUGAUAAGGGACGGUGACACGAAAUGCGGCGGAGUACUCAUCACUGACAGACACGUGCUGACAGCUGCCCAUUGCAUCUGGAGGUACAAGUCCAAAGAUUUUAGAGUUCGACUUGGAGAGUACGACCUUCGCUUCCCUAACGAGACACGUGCUUUGGAUUUCCGCGUGGUGGAUUUCCGUAUCCAUCCCGAUUACUCGCCAAGCACCCUCGACAACGACAUUGCCAUCCUCAAGAUCCAUCGUCCGACUAUUUUCAAUACCUACAUCUGGCCCAUAUGCUUGCCACCUGUAGGGGCCAUCUUUGAAAACAAGCAGGCUACCGUCGUUGGUUGGGGCAUGACGGAGUUCGCUGGCGCAGGCUCUUACGUCUUGAUGGAAGUUACCGUUCCGGUUUGGCCUUACGAAAAAUGCGCCGUCAAAUACGUGCAGGAGAUCACAACGAAGCAUCUUUGCGCUGGCGCUUACGAGGGAAACGGCGAUUCCUGUCAGGGUGACUCAGGUGGACCGCUGAUGAUCCAACUGAACAAUGGCCGCUGGGUGAACAUUGGAAUCGUCUCGUGGGGUAUCGGUUGUGGCAAUCCCGACCAACCAGGCAUCUACACAAAGGUCAAUGCUUACCUCGACUGGAUCUUUACCAAUACCAUCUUCUAA
Messenger RNA from Phymastichus coffea, 1599 nucleotides. Its product is annotated as venom protease-like. Gene Ontology annotation, molecular function: serine-type endopeptidase activity. Lineage: Eukaryota; Metazoa; Arthropoda; Insecta; Hymenoptera; Eulophidae. The record is from RefSeq and is a predicted model, not a curated record. The coding region runs from base 412 to 1599 and encodes 395 amino acids. The transcript has 8 exons. Gene Ontology annotation, biological process: proteolysis.